Molecule: messenger RNA, 441 nt
Organism: Anisakis simplex (herring worm)
Lineage: Eukaryota; Metazoa; Nematoda; Chromadorea; Rhabditida; Anisakidae
Source: the annotation of a GenBank genome assembly
AUGGGGUCUGUAUUUUCGACGAAGACCAAUAAUGAUGUAGACAGUGGUGUAGUGGAUCGUUUAUCAAGAGCCUAUGAUCAGCAGAUACUCAAUCAAAUCGCGUUGCACAAUUUGCAGUUUGAACAAAGACGAUCCGUAGAGUUAGCAACGAAUCGUGAAAGUAUCGGCUGGGAGCUUAUGGCUGCAUCAACCGUAACUGUUGCAUUAGUGAUGACAGCAGCGUUUCUAAAGAAUAAGUUCAUGGCUGUUCCUAUUAUUGCUUUAGUGAUGGGUGCUGGCUACAGGUAUGACAAGUGUUAUGGAGAACAUGAUCAAGAGAUUCGAGAAUGUGCUGAACGUUUGCUUGGUGAAGAUCGACGACGAUUUGAAGUAAUUGGCGGUGCUGUAACAUUAUCAGAAAUUGACGAACGAAUCAAGUCGAAGAAAAGAGCAAACAAAUAA